AUGCAGGUGGCACUGGGAACCCAGCUGAUCACGCACGACCUUCGGCUGGACUCCAUUCUGACGGGCGAUGCUGACGCCUCCGUUACCAGGCUGCCCGAGCCAGCCAACAUCAAGGCGUUUGCUGGGGACAGAAGAGCUCUGGGGCUGGCCCUACGACCACUGGAGACCUUCCCCGUCGUGGCGAUGGAGAUGCCCUUCCACGCGGCCGUCUUUGAUGCCUCGACGUGCCAGCAGUGGGAUGCGAUGGAGGCGGCGUGCAAAGAUGGCUACCGGCUCGAAGGCGAAGGCGACACCGACCUCACCCGGAUCCACCUGAAGCUGGGUCAGGAGCAGCUCGGUUCCGAAUGGCUGCCUUGGGAAGCACUGGUAGGGGUCCCGCAGAAGGAGGUGGUGGCAGUCCUUGCGCUUCAAGCCUCCUUUCUCAUGAUUUCCGACGGCUACGGCUGGAUUGCCGCCGUGCUUCUGAUGGAGGGGGGUGACCUGCUGGCCAGCACAGCCUUCGUGAAUGAGGGAAGCGGUCAGCUGCGGUUCCGGAGCAUGGUGUUUUCCAGCUCUCUGCGUGUGAAGUCCUGGGAGGAACUCCAGCGUCUUCGCCCCGACUUUGCAGCGGCAAUGGCGGCACCCGCGUCGGCGCGGUGGGGACAGCGCGAAGCAGAGGAGGCGGAGGAGGCUGCAGUGAAAAGCCUCGGGCCUCUGCGCAUUGCAAGUCCAGACAUAGGCGUUAGCGGCCACUGGACUUGCGGGAUCGUGCUGAGAGACUGGAGGCAGAAGCUUGGGGAGGAGGACCCGUUCAAUCCGCGUUACACGGGCCUGGAGGGCUGGCCUGCAAAGAUCUUCACCAGACAUCUGGGCAAGAUGCCCCCCGACUUUCUGGCUGCGCUGCGAGCUGCGAAUGACGAGGCCGAGCGCUGGAACCAGGUUGUCAACGAAGUGGACCAGAUGUGUGGGGACCCUGAGAUGCCCUUCAAAGGCAGGGGCGGCAGAGGCAAGGGUAAGAACAGAGCAGUGAGCUGCAAGCAACCCUUCUCCACCGCAGUCCAGGAGUUACGUACCCGGCUGUCCGGGUCCCCCAAGUUUGACCGAGCAGUGGCAGCGCUGGAAGACCUGGCCUCACCAGACUCGCAGUCCUACAACCUGGGGACCCUUGCGGUUGCCGCCAUGGAGUUCUUUGAGGUUGACUUGCUCUUUGGCCCAGGGCAACGGGAGGUCAUGUAUGACACCUGGGCUGCCGCACAAGCUUCCCAAGCUGCCAAGACUGCAGCCAUCUGCGGCGGGGUGUUCCUGCAGAUGUCGCCGUUCAUGUGGCCACGGUUCAAUGCCUACAUGAACCCUGCGGGCAGAUGCUUUUCCUUCGAUCAGGCCGCCAACGGCUACGUGCGCGGCGAAUGCUGUGCCAGCGCAGCUCUGAAGCCGUAUGCCGAGAAGGUCGACAACCAGCUGCUGGUCGUGGACGCGCCUGUCCUAGGUACCCUCGUCGGCUGGCGCAUGACGAACAACGGGCGCAGCGCGGGCCUGGCGGCACCCAGUGGACCUGCCGAGCAGGAGGCCAUCGCCGACUGCGUCCGACAUGCCGGCAUCUCGCCUUUGGACGUCGAUGCUAUGGAGUGUCAUGCUGCAGGCUCCCUCCUGUCUGAUGGCGUCGAGGUGGCCUCCACCCUGUCAGUUCUGCGAGGCAUGGAAGGCGGAGAUCGAGAGAUGCUGACCGUGAGCUCGGCGAAGCCGAAUGUCGGCGUGCAACAGGAGGCCUGCGCCAUGACUUCCUUCCUGAAGGUGCUCUACAACAUCAGCUACGCCAACCAGGCCCCGGCCAUCCAUUUGAAGCAGCUCAACCCGCACAUCGAGCUUGGCGAGGCUGCGGUCAAUUUCAACAACGAGGCCAUGGCUUACAGGGAUAGCCGCGUCUUCAACGGCUUCGGCACUCGCGGACUUGGUGGCACCAACAUCAACAUGCUCUGCUGGUUCUCCGCAGAUGGCUCCCGCGUCCCAGUCGUGAAGCCGAAGAUGGAGAGGGCUUCCUUCUCCUACUGGCCGGCAGGCGGCGGCAUGCUGGAGAGCGACCUCAAGGCCUCGGAGGGCUACUUCAUCAUUGGCACCUGGACCAAUUGGCGAACACCCGAAGAGAUGGUGCGGCAGAAGGACGGCUCCUUCACCACCACCGUCACUCUUGGCGAAGACUGCGUGGAGGCCUUCCAGAUCUUGCUGGAUGGUGAGAAGGACAAGGUCUUGCAUCCGGAGAGGCCGAAUGCCCUGCCGGGCAGCAGAUUGCAGGGCCCGACCAUGGGCUACUACCUUCAUGGCCAGAACCUGAACUGGGUCAUCGACGGCCGCGAGGUGACUCUCCCGGCCGUGGAGGAUGCAAUCAGCUCCAUUCUGCCCUCGAGCAGCGUCAAGCAGAAGCUGCGGAGCUCCCAGGACGCGUUGGCCCAUGCCAGAGACCAGGGUCAGCCAGGUGACCAGUACGAGGUGAAGCUCUACAUCUCUGGGAAGUACCGUGCAGUGACGUGGUCCAAGAUCACAUAA
Messenger RNA from Symbiodinium natans, 2520 nucleotides. The record is from the annotation of a GenBank genome assembly. NCBI's taxonomy places the organism in Eukaryota, Dinophyceae, Suessiales, Symbiodiniaceae.